AUGGUAUCCGUAUCAACAGCAUACAAGCCCUCUCCCCUCGGCUACGGCUCGCCUCCUUCGCGCAGCUCGCCCUUCGGACGACCAGAAUCGCCCGCGUCACCUUCGCCGCUGCGACACACGACUCCGUCCUCAUCGCCGACGAAAGCUGCGCCGCUGGCCGGAGCUAGCCGAUUCGCAAGACCAACGACGCCGACUAGCACGCAGGACAGCUGGACCCCAAGGGCACAGACGCCCGUCGAGAGCAUGGCGUCGCCGCAGAGACCCGAGUCCAUCCCGCGGGCACCACCGACAAAGGCGCUGAGCAACGGCAACGCGCUGUCACAACUACUGCCUGCGCAGGUCAGGACGCUGCGGGACGGCUUCCAGAUCCUGGACAGGGAUUGUGACGGCGUCGUCAACCGAGAGGAUGUUGCCGACAUGCUGAGCCAGCUUGGACUACCAAAUGGCCACUCUGACGUGGCCAAAUUCUUCCCUCCAUCCCGGCCGCAGACCAUCGCGCUGGCCGCGUUUCUCAACUCGCUAGCCGAGGCGCUCGCAGCGCUCUCCCCCAGCGCCGAGCUCCUCUCUGCAUUCUCGGCCUUUGAUGACGACGACAGCGGCCAGGUAAACUGGGCGGAGCUGCGGGACGCCCUGCUCAACACGGCGCCCGAGCCCGGGGAGCGCGCGUUGACGGCGGCUGAGGUCGACAAGGUAGUCGACGGCUUUACUGGCCGGCGGGCGUUCAACCGCAACAUGAAUGCGCAGCUCGGCGCAAAGAAGGGCGAGGUGUUUAAGUACCAGGAGUUUGUGCACUCCAUUAUGGGAGGAAACGGCAGUGCCGACAACGGCUCUAACGGUAACUCGGAGGACUGA
This is a messenger RNA of Purpureocillium lilacinum, 852 nucleotides long. RefSeq lists its product as uncharacterized. The record is from RefSeq and is a predicted model, not a curated record. Gene Ontology annotation, cellular component: myosin II complex; cytoplasm. Lineage: Eukaryota; Fungi; Ascomycota; Sordariomycetes; Hypocreales; Ophiocordycipitaceae. Gene Ontology annotation, molecular function: cytoskeletal motor regulator activity; calcium ion binding; myosin heavy chain binding. Gene Ontology annotation, biological process: mitotic cytokinesis; actomyosin structure organization.